Molecule: messenger RNA, 3846 nt
Organism: Thyridium curvatum
Lineage: Eukaryota; Fungi; Ascomycota; Sordariomycetes; Thyridiales; Thyridiaceae
Exons: 2
Coding region: 1-3846 (1281 amino acids)
Biological process (GO): intracellular calcium ion homeostasis; calcium ion transmembrane transport
Cellular component (GO): intracellular membrane-bounded organelle; membrane
Molecular function (GO): ATP binding; ATP hydrolysis activity; P-type calcium transporter activity
Source: RefSeq, a predicted model, not a curated record
AUGAGUAACACUGCCGACGAUGAGAUCACGGCGGCGCCAGCAACGGCUGGUCGACCUGCGCCCGAGCCAAGGGCCGAGGAAAAGUUUGAAAUCGACUUCAAGGCUGACGAGGGAUCCGUAAAGGAUAACAAGUUUGCAUUCAACCCUUCCCAUCUGCACAAGCUCUCUGAAGCUCGCACCGUUCCCGCGCUCCGUGCCUUUGGUGGCAUCGCUGGCCUGGCAAAUGGGUUGAGGACCGAUACCAAGGCUGGCUUGAGUCUAGAUGAGGACCAGCUCGAUGGCACAGUGACGGUCGAUGCCGCGCUGUCAGCGGCGCGCAGCGAGAAGCCGCUCGAGAUUGCUCUCGCUCCCGAAUCCGACAGCCACGCCCACCAGCAUCGUAGGCACUCUGUUGCCGAGGUGCUUCACCUGGAACCGGCGGACAAUGCCUUCAAGCAGGCGUUCUGCGACCGCCGUCGCGUGUUCGGCGAGAACCGUCUUCCCAAACAAAAGCAAAAGUCUCUACUGGCACUUGCGUGGCUCGCUUUCAACGAUAAGCUAAUUUUCCUGCUUACCGCCUCCGCGACGAUCUCCCUAGCCCUCGGCAUCUACGAAGCAGUGGUUCACGGCGAAGAGGGCGGUGGUGCGAACUUGGAAUGGGUCGAAAGUGUGACCAUUAUGGUCGCUAUUGUGGUUAUUGUCUCGGCAACGGCGCUCAACGACAAGCAUAAAGCGUACAAGUUCGAGAAAUUAAACAGCAAGAAGGAGGAGAAAUGGGUCACGGCAAUUCGAUCGGGCAAGAACAGGAACAUAUCCGUGUUUGACCUGAUGGUGGGCGACUUGGUCCGGAUCGAGGCAGGCGACGUGAUCCCGACCGAUGGCAUCCUCGUCGAGGGUUUCGGAGUGCAGUGCGACGAGUCGCCUGUGUCUGGAGAGUCUGAGCUGGUGGACAAGACGCCUGCUCAAGAUGCUGAGCGUAGCCGAAACUCAGCAGGCGACCCUUUCAUCUACAGCGGUACUCGCGUGGCUCAUGGUGUUGGUUCGUACCUGGUGACAGCAGUCGGUCCCAAUUCCAUGUAUGGCCGUAUCCGCCUUUCACUACGGAGCAACGUCGAAGAAACGCCCCUCCAGGUCAAGCUCGCCCGUCUCGCCAAGUACAUCAUCAUCAAUGGCUUCGUCAUCGGCACCAUCUUCUUCUUCAUCCUCUUUAUUCGCUGGUGCGUCCGGCUCAAGAACUACCAAGGGUCGCCACAGGACAAGGGCGAAUCAUUCUUGGAUAUUUUCAUGCUUGCAGUCACGGUUGUGGUCAUUGGUGUGCCGGAAGGCCUGUCUCUGGCCGUCGCCGUGGCCCUGGCUUUCGCGACAACUCGAAUGCUUAAGGACAACAACCUUGUGCGAUUGCUCCGAUCCUGCGAGACGAUGGGCAAUGCUACGACAAUCUGUUCGGACAAGACGGGAACGCUGACGCAGAACAAGAUGACGGUGGUAUCUGGCGUAGUCGGGCACAGCUUCAAAUUCGAAGAGCUUGGAGAUCUGCCGCCGGGACCCGAGAAUUCAAAGGACAAGGCCGACGAGAAAACAGUGACCUCUGCGACCGCAUUUACCGAGGCUCUUUCGGACGAAGUCAAGGAGAUGCUCAAAGCCAACUUCACUCUCAAUUCGACUGCCUUCGAACGAGACGGUGAGGGUACCGGAGAGUUUGUCGGCUCCAGCACUGAGACAGCGCUACUGAAGUUUGGCAAGGAACAACUCGGCAUGGGCCCUCUCGCCGAAGAGCGCGAGAACGCAGAAGUCAUCGAGCUGUUUCCAUUCAACGGCAACAGGAAGUGGAUGGCAGUCAUUGUCAAGAGGGGAAACGGAUACCGUAUGCUCGUCAAGGGUGCUGCUGAGGUGGUGCUCGCCAACUGCCACGACACGCUGGAUGACCCUGAGACAGGACUAGCGACUAAAGAUCUCUCGGCCGAGAUGAAGGACAACCUGGCUGGACUGACGCAGGAAUACGCAAGCCGUCUUCUACGUCCCAUCGCUUUGGCCUACCGUGAUCUUGAUAGAUGGCCACCACCGGGGCCCAAAAAGACGCCGAGCAAGCACCAUCAGGACGACAUCACUCAGCACUUCAUCCACCUCUUCCACCACCACAUGACCUUUGUCGGCAUCUUUGGCAUCCGAGACCCCCUGCGUCCCGAGGUCAUCGACUCUGUCCGCGAAUGCCAGUCGGCUGGCGUCUUUGUGCGAAUGGUCACUGGCGACAAUUUCCUUACCGCAAAGGCCAUCGCCGCCGAGUGCGGCAUCUACACGGCGGGUGGUAUCGCUCUCGACGGCCCGACAUUCCGCAAGUUGACUUCUGCCCAACUCGACCUGGUCAUCCCCCGCUUGCAGGUCCUCGCUCGAUCCAGCCCAGACGACAAGGCGCGCCUAGUGCAACACCUCAAGAAGCUAGGCGAGACUGUCGCCGUCACCGGAGACGGGACCAACGACGCAUUUGCACUUAAGGCUGCAGACGUCGGCUUUGCGAUGGGCAUGUCUGGCACCGAGAUUGCAAAGGAGGCGAGCUCCAUCAUUCUCAUGGAUGACAACUUUGCUAGCAUCGUCAAGGCCCUGGCUUGGGGGCGGACUGUUAACGACGCCGCCAAGAAGUUCAUCCAGUUCCAGUUCACUAUCAACAUCACCGCUGCCUCUCUGACCAUCAUCUCUACCCUCGUCGGUGACGUCAACUCGGCGGUCUUUGCCGUCAUUCAGCUCCUGUGGCUGAACUUGAUCAUGGAUAUCUUUGCCGCCGCAGCUCUGGCAACCGACUACCCGACGUCCGCACCACUUAAGCGACGGCCCGAGCCACGCAACGCACCCAUCAUCAACGCGACCAUGUGGAAGAUGAUCCUCGGCCAGGCCAUCUACCAGCUCGCCGUCGUGUUCUCGCUCCAUUACGCUGGCGAGGGCUACUUCCUGGAACCCAGUGCUCAAAAUCCCGGCCGCCAACUGCAGACGUUCGUGUUCAACAUUUACAUGCUGAUGCAGGUGUUCAAUCAGACCAAUUGCCGACGCGUCGACAACAAGUUCAACGUAUUCGAAGGCGCGUGGCGUAACCCCUGGUUCAUCGGCGUCCAGCUCGUCACCAUCGCCGGCCAGAUCAUCAUCGUCUUUAAAGGCGGCGAGGCCUUCCAGACCGAGGCCUUGACUGGCGUCCAGUGGGGGUGGUCCAUCUUCUUCGGCUUCCUUACCCUCCCUCUCGGCGCCCUGAUCCGCAUGAUACCCGACUCGUUCGUGCUUACCGCCGGCAGGGUCCUCAGCCCGCUGGGCUUUCCCGUCAUGCUGGUGGUCAACUGGUUCCGCAAGCGCAAGGCCAAGCGCAGCGGCGCGGAGACGGCCGCGGCGCUCGAGCGUGCCGAGGCAGAGGAGCAGUACUAUGACGAGGCCGAUGAGGAGCGCAGGCUCAGGCGGAUGCAGUGGCAGUGGGUCAAGGCCGGCCUCAAGAAGGACCGGCGCUUCUUCUCGCGCUUCUGGAGAUUCGGACGGACGACCAAGCUCGGCAACGGCAACAUUGCUGCCGGGCUGGCGACCGCCGGGCUGGAGAUGGCGGGUGCUAAUGUCGUGGUGAGGUUUGAGAACGAUAGGGAUAAGGCUACCUCGAGAGGUCAGCUCGACGAUGGAGAGGAGUCGCCUCAGGAGGAAGAGCUUGACCUGGUCCGGGCCAUUGAUACGUCAAAGAGCUCGCCUCACGACACGCCAUAUGGGCUGGAGGUCAACACGAACACUUCCAAGGAGGAUCCGGUCAUUAUGCCGGAGGUGAUCCAGAGCAAGCUCCCGCCCAGCCAGAAUCCGCUUGUGUGGCGCCACUUGGGGAUCUGGCUGAGUGAUACAGUGGAGUAG